Molecule: messenger RNA, 1872 nt
Organism: Etheostoma cragini (Arkansas darter)
Lineage: Eukaryota; Metazoa; Chordata; Actinopteri; Perciformes; Percidae
Product: eukaryotic translation initiation factor 1b
Exons: 4
Coding region: 224-565 (113 amino acids)
Biological process (GO): translational initiation
Cellular component (GO): eukaryotic 43S preinitiation complex
Molecular function (GO): ribosomal small subunit binding; translation initiation factor activity; RNA binding
Source: RefSeq, a predicted model, not a curated record
CUUCAUAACGUCUUCGACGUGUUGACGUCAUUUUCGGGGCGGGGCUAUAUAGGCUUGUUUUCCAGCGUUACGGUUUCAAAGAGCUCCAUUUUGUGAAAGCUGUUGAACCCGAGCACUGUCCCAGUGAAAAGGCGAAAUCUAUAAACGACAAAAAAAGUCAAAGUUAGCCGACGAACCUCUCGAUAACCAAGUUAGUAUCCGAAAGGAAAGCAAAUCUUAUCGUAUGUCCGAUAUCCAGAACCUCCAAACUUUUGACCCCUUUGCUGAUGCAACUAAGGGUGAUGACCGCCUCCCAGCUGGGACAGAGGACUAUAUCCACAUAAGAAUCCAACAGCGGAACGGCAGGAAGACCCUCACCACUGUCCAGGGCAUUGCCACCGACUAUGAUAAGAAGAAGCUAGUCAAGGCCUUCAAGAAGAAGUUUGCUUGCAAUGGGACAGUGAUUGAGCACCCAGAGUAUGGUGAAGUGAUCCAGCUUCAGGGAGACCAACGCAAGAAUAUCUGCCAGUUCCUCAUUGAGAUUGACCUGGCCAAGGAGGAGCAGCUCAAAGUCCACGGCUUCUAGAAGCUGCUAGCAGCCCUCUCCCAUUAAACUCCCUCUCCUCCUAUGUGCUGCUGUUCCUCUUCCUUCCCCCUCUCCCCCCUUGCAACCCCACCAGCUCAUGUUAGCUAACAAAUACCUCUGACAAAUAUGGGAUUCUGUAACACCAACACCCCCCUACAACACCAGGGGGCAGGCUCGCUCUCGCAAAGACACACCACUGCAGCUCCACACAUCAGGGAUGAGUGGUGAUGACCCUCCCACACACUUCUCCUUCCUUUUCCCCUGUUUAUUUCCUUUUUUUAAUUUCCUCUUUUUAGGUCUUGUGCCACAACAAAAGAGGCACUGUUUCAUGUAACUUUUUUGUUUUGUACUUAAAGGUGUUUCAAUAAAACGUUGAGUCUCCAUAUGUUGGAGUGGUGUCAUGGGAAUGGGGGCUGGGUAUGUACAAGGUCACCGGCUUUAAAACUAUUCACUGCUGAAGUGGGUACACCGGUUCAAAAUUAACUUUUGUUCACUGCCCAACUGGCUAGUGAAUUGUUCAAAUUUUGCCAGCCAUGGAGUACGUGUUUUGGCAGAGUGAAACACAUCUACCAGCCACUUGCAUAUUUUACUAGCUGGCUGUUGGAUUGUGCUCAUUUUGAACCCUGUGGGCACAUAGAGGCAGACAGGCUACAGUUAGGAGGUGGGGACAAGGAUUUUUGUUUAGGAAUCUGCUGAAAAGUAGUCAGUAUUUUGCUAGUAUAAGAAGCCUCUCUCUUCAGUCAGCUAGAAUAUCCCACUCGCACUGUAUGCCUGUCCAGCUACCUGCUUGCAGGUUACAGAGCAGAAGUUGUGUGAAGUAUGGACUACCUUCACCACCCCAUCCAGAAAAUUGGUUUUCAUCUAUCAUUUAAUUUUUUUUGCUGCCAAUCAAAGUAUUAAAACUAAAUGUGGAAGGCUGACUUGGUUUACUAAGUUAUCUGGUGCAUCAUCCAGAGUGGGAAGCAAAGUACUGGUAAUAUUUGGCUGUUUAAGUGAGAUUUGAAGAUGGUAACCUUGCAUAUAAUUUUGAAUAUACUUGUCAAUUAAGUGAUGUCCUCCUCUGGCAUGUGACCAGCUUUUUAGUGUGGUCUGAAAAAACACCUGUUACCACACCUAUGGUUAUGGACACUUGAUUCUUAAAUUUCCUACAAUGCAAUAAUUUAUCAAGUUAAAAUGUAGUGAUGCUGAAGUAAUACAGUAAAAAUCAAAGCCAUGGCCAGGUUGCACUGUGUUCUUGUGACAGGGUGAUUGAGAGCAAGUCUGUUUUGCAAAAUCCACAUUUGGUUCAAUAAAAUGUCUGCAGUUGA